AUGACGUCUCAAUGGUUCAGGCAAAACAUUUUCGCAUCGGCCCCUGAAAAGAGAGAAGAAUCCCUAAAAAAGAUUCAAGAGAUCAUCAAAAGGAAAAUGAAAGAUGAUUUGAAUAGGAAGGUGGAGGAGAUUCCAGAAGUCUCGCCCGAUUGGAGUCCGGAGUUACAAGAAAAGAUUGGAGCAAUGUACAAAAGUCUCAAACCACACAAAGACGUCUAUCCAUAUACACCAAUGGAAGGAGACUUAGCCAUACCAACUGGGGGACUUGCCAAAUGUCGUUGCAGCAAAGAAUGCGACAAAGUACUGCCACAACCGGAAUAUCACGUAAUCUCACAGACAGAGGAAGACAAGCGAUGGUUUACGGAACUAGAUUAUCCACUUGUGACGAUACCGGUUAAAACAUUGGAAGGACCUGAUAUUGAAGUUCGGUUGAGGUUCAAUGAGAAGACUCAAGAAAGGACCGAGUUUGCAAAUUUUGCAAAAUAA
Molecule: messenger RNA, 486 nt
Organism: Caenorhabditis remanei
Lineage: Eukaryota; Metazoa; Nematoda; Chromadorea; Rhabditida; Rhabditidae
Exons: 2
Coding region: 1-486 (161 amino acids)
Source: RefSeq, a predicted model, not a curated record